UGGAGAACAAGCAAUGCGAACAGGACCACUUCCUUCUUGGCAGGCUCCAUGAGCUCUGGUGGUUAGGUUUCCAAGUGCGCAGUCUAGCUAGAGCCACAAUCUUUUUGUUUGGACAAAUCAAUCAAUCAACAAGGAGCAUGAUGUUUUCCAAGUUUGCCAGCAAGGUGUCUCUUGGCAGAGCUCGUCUGACAACCAGACUACCCGUGUCACGGAGUUUCAGUUCGCAACCUGUCAAUUUUGACGACGAUACUACUAGUACUGGGUACGCCGAUGAAGCUACCAUGCGAUAUGACUUGGCCGUGGCGCAUCGUCUCACAGCCGAUCACUCGGCCGAUAUGUUGGUUUGGAAUCACAUCUCGGCACGGUUCCAAGAUGGAUGUCUCAUCACACCCGGUAACAAGCUUUGGAAACACAUGCGCCCCGAAGACAUGGUCUUUAGUUCCCACAAUGUCACGGCCGAUUUGAUUCAUUCCGCCAUUUACGCCGCCGACAAAGAUGUAGGCGCCAUUCUUCAUUGGCAUACACCGGCAGCCACGGCCGUGUCCUGUUUGCCACAGGGAUUUGUUCCAAUGACGCAAGAUGCGGCCUAUUUUUACCAACGCGUCGCACGCUAUCCGUGGGAUGGAAUCUCGGAUGAUCCCGCCGAAAUACCCAAACUCAUGGCGGCGGUGCAAGCGGCCAAACAACAACAACAACCGGAUGGUAGUACCAAUAAUAAUACACUACUCUUGGAACAUCAUGGGUUUGUUUGCUAUGGGAAAUCGGUCCCUGAAGUUUUUGUGCUGGCGUACUACUUCGAACGCGCCUGCGAGAUUCAGUUGCGACUCAUGGCCGCGUGCGGUGGAACUCUGCCACCGCCACCGCCAGUCCAUGUCAUGGAAGAAGCCGCCAAGACCAGUUUCAAGGAGGAAUUCUCACCGGGAUUUGCCGAGUGGGAGGCGCUCUGUGAGGAUUUCAAAUUUUGAUGGAUGGGUGGAGUGGAUUGAAUGCACUAUACAGGUAAUGUUGUCAGUAAAUCAGGAGUUCUCAGAGCAAUCGCAACAAUGGCCCCUUCCUUGCUCAAAGCUGUAAGGAAUCCAUUUGUAGUGCUUUAGCGCUCUUAGCAAGCAACAUCCCUUAUCCGCAGAACUCGUGAGUGUUGCAUGAAUCAUACCCAAAUGUUACCGUCCCGUUCAUGCCCCUCGUGACCAUAUGAAACCAAUACCCAGGCCAGCAACAAUGACAUUUAGUGUUGCUUUUCAACUUUGGGAUUGCUGUUCUUGUGCUUCCAGCAAUUUGUUUCCUGAGAAAACCCAAAGAUGUUGUCCAUAGUGGGCCCAAUCUUGUCAGACAGGGGCACUUCCACAUAGUUCAAGUUGGGGUAGAGUUCCAUGGUCUGUCGUACACGCUUGGUGUAAGUCUCAUAGAAGUCCACCCACAUGGCUUCAGUGGCUUUAGGAUGAGGUGUGAGGCCCUUUUGCCGGCAGCCGGGGGAC
Molecule: messenger RNA, 1475 nt
Organism: Seminavis robusta
Lineage: Eukaryota; Bacillariophyta; Bacillariophyceae; Naviculales; Naviculaceae
Source: the annotation of a GenBank genome assembly